GCGAAGUGCGGCCACACUGUGAUUUUAGUUGCACAUGCUUGAAUCUUUUUGUCAAUUUUAAAAGCAAAAAAGGCCAGAGCAAAGUGAAAAGUCGAACAAUUGAUAGUGUCUGUGUAUUAUUUUAAACAAGAAAAAAAGGAUUAUAAAGAAAAUUAUUUCCUAGCUGACGGCAGUAUCCAAUAAUCGACGACGCCCACAUUGUGUGUGUGAAUCAAUUCAAUUUUCUUGCAACAUUUCCAUGGAAAACUGUGCGGAAGGCUAGAAUUCUUAACGUGUAGCAUCGACAAUGGACCCCAAAAUGGAUAGCAAGAGGCCGGAGCUUGGCAUCAUGGGUCCACCGCCAACAGUGCCCCAUUCCAGCAACAGCAGGCCAGAUGCUCAUCCGCUGCCAGCGUCGUCGUCGUCGGCAAAUGCCAGAACUGCAGCACCGCCCAGGCGGAUAAUCAAGACGAUCAAUUUGGAUUUUAAGAAGCUCAAGGAAGCUGGGCUGGACAGGAAGCUGGCGGAGGUGUUGAGCAAGCAAAGUCCGGCUGCAAGGGCGGGAAUACCACAUUCGCCCAGUAGUAGCAGUUCUUCCUCUGUCGCUACGCAGUCUUCGUGUACGUCUGCGGCGACGAUGACGGCGGCAGCGGCGUCGGCAGAGGCAGCAUCAACCUCAUUGCACUCGCAACAUCAACAAUUGCAUCAGCCUGAAUUGCCGCAGACCGCAGUAAAGCGAAUUAAGAUCUCAGAUAGUAUGGAAAAAACAGUGCCCAUUCUAACGCCGCCGGUGGCCACAACGUCCUCCAACCUGGAGCGUACCAUGCACGUCAAGGCUAUGUUAAAAAACAGGAUUCUUAAUAAGUGCAUAAACACUUCCACCCAAAUACAGCAGCCAAAGCCAAUGCCAGCACCCAAGAUCCCUCCAACAGCUGCCCAGGGCUCCGCUCCUCGGAGUGGAGGAAGCAGCAAUGCAGCUACUGCUGCUCCCACUAGUGGAGCUUUCACCAUCCCCAAGGCCGAUCUGAGUGUGCGACCAAAACACCCACCAUUGCUGCUUAAUUUGGUGAAUCAAUUGCCCAAACACCGGACCAUGUGCAUGACCACCGAUGACAUAGAGUUGAGGAACCAGCAGGAGCUGCUUCAGCAAAAGGCUUUUGAAAGGCAUCCUCCUCCUCAACAGAAGCAGCCAAAAUAUCAGCCACAAUCUUUGCACAUUUCUAUGCAGAAAUCAUCACAAAAUACGCCACAUAUUCCCAUACAAAAUUCACUACAAAAUCAGACACAAUCUCCGAAAAUUUCUAUGCAGAAAUCCUCGCAAAACCCACAACAUAAUCCUAUCAAAAAUCCGCCCCAGGCUCCAACACCAAUUGCUGCAGCAAAUGAAUUGCUUUUGCCUCCUCCAGAGGCCUCAAUAAUUUCCCAGAAAAGUCCCUCGCCACCACCCUUGAUUGUGCUGGAAAACAAGGUAUUGGCUCCUAAUGAGAAGAUCGACUUGAGUAACUUGCGAUUGCCAAGCAAUACUAGUAUUGUGGCCACUAUCGUGAAGACGAAGGCACAACCCCUUGCCCAGACAAUCAUUAAGGGUGGCAAGGUUAUAAUGAAUGCCAGCAAGUUUAAGGUGCCGCGGGAAAAGCUAGCCGAGAUGGCCCAAGAGAUACGUAAUCAGGCCAAGCAGGUGAAACAGAACACACAACCGGAAGCAGCAGGGGAUUCUUCCACUGCAACCACAAAAAUACCUACUACUAUUCCUAAAGAAAUCGAUCCAAAACAGCAGGCAAGUUUUACUCAAUCCACUGUUGAAGCCACAGAUUUAACAAGCCUUACAUCGGGAAAACCUAAACCUAUGUCUUUAAAAAAUACAAAAAUGAAUACUGCUACAGCAUUGGAUCAAGAAGAGCUUCCUCAAGAUGAAAACACUGAAUCCAGCUAUAUGGACUCUUCUGUAAAUACUCCUGAACAAGAAACACCCAAAGUAGUGAUAAACACAGAGGCAAGCUUCUUGGACUUGCCCAUACACAUUUCUACUGACAGAGUACCAAAGGAGUUGAAUAAGUCGGCAGAUUUUGAACAAGAGAAACCUAAGAAACCCACUUCCACUUCAUCACAAGAGAUCCCUAAAUCAUCAGCGACUGCAGAAGCAUCAUCACCAGUUUCCAAAGUCCAAUCAGCUGUGGAUUUUAUAGCCCAACUAACUGCAGAGCAUUCCUUAGAUGAAAGCAGCUUCAUGGAGCUCUCGCCGGAAGAGCAAAGCUUGAAUGCUCUGUUUGGUGGCUCUUUUACUGGAGUGCCGACUCAAAAUGCAGAAAAGGAAAAGGAGCCGGCGGAGGAGGUAGGUUCCUUAAAAGUAACAAGAUCUUCUCCCAAGAAACUAUCAGAGGAGGAGGAACUACCCAUUGGUAAGAUUAUGAAAAUGGAUGAUAUGGAUAUACUGCAUGCCACUUUGGAUGUCAAAAGCGAUAGCACCAACAUACUACGCAUCAGUCCAAAUGCAAUUAAGCUAAGGAGCAGCGUGGAUCAGUCUGGUAUGGAGUUACCAGCGGCAACCUCAACAGAGAUUGCAGUUCCGACAACAAACGAGGAAACCCUUGUAGUUGCAACAUCAACUGAUAAAGGUGACCAAACAUCAGGGCCUGAUAUGUCCCAGAAACCUGUAGCUGAAGAAGCUUCAAAAGGGUCUCUGGAAAACCAGAUUAAACCAGUGACUGAUUCUGCUAAGGAAGUAAAUCCCCCAGCAAAACGACUCCCCCUAAGAUCCAAGAAAGCCAAAAUUAAUUUAGUGCAACGCAAUAAAAGGCCUAGCAUGCCAAAUAAGUUCUUGGAUUCAAAGAAAACCAAGCUAGACGGCGUCGUGGAAAGCGGUGAGGAGGCAACAACGGCGAUUAUGGAUCACAGUUUGCUGGAAGAGAUUCGUCCAAGUGCUGGCGUCCAAGGAAUCGAGGUGCCAACUAACGUAGAGCAGGAAGUCAGGGAGUCCGAAGGUGAGCAGCAAGGAGUCAGUCAGUCCAAAGAAGAUAAGGAGCAGCAGGGAGUCAGAAAGUCUAAAAAUGAUGAGGAGCGCCAGGAAGUUCGAGAAUCUAAAGAUGAUGAAGAGGGGCAGGAAGUCAGAAAAUCUAAAGCUGAUGAGGAAAACCAGGAAGUCCGAGAGUUUAAAGAAGUUGACGAGCACGAAGUCAGAGAUUCCAAAGAAGAUGAGCUGCAGAGAUUCAUAGAAUCCACAGAAGAUGAGCCCAAAAAAGCUUCCAACCCAGCAAAAGAUACAAAAACUAAAACCCAAACUGAUACCCAAAAUUCUGCUAAAUCCUCCAUAGAACGUGAUCUAACCCAGCUCUAUCAUCCACCUAAAAUGCCCAAAAUGAAAACCAAUAAAAAGAAUAAUAAUCAGGAAGCCCUGGAGCACACACAAACUGCAAAAGCACUAUCUAUAAUCGAGAUUCUUUCUCAAGAGCAACCGCCGCCGCAGGGCGAUGCUAAGUUGCCAUUCCGAAAGGAGUCGCCCACUGAAGUUAAUCUGCCGGAAUCCACGGGAAUACAAAAUUUAGUUACCCACCUGACAGCUGAGAGGGUGACACCACAGACCAAGAAAAAGCUAUCGACAUCUCCCCCCGAUUCAGGGGAAACAGCAAAAGGAAUGCCACGUAAGAAACGAAUGAAAACACGACCUGUUCUCAGCAAAAGAACUUCGGCAAGGAAACAGGAAGAAAUUGGUCCAGAGUUUCUACAUCCCAUUAGUCCGAAUGCUGGAGGAGGUCGCAUUCCCACCUCUAGCACCAGUGAUGAUGAUGGUACUGUGUUUCUGGGCUUUAAUAACAAAGAAGAGAAGCGUUCCAAGACUCCAGUGCGCAGCAAGCGAGUGCGGCAAAUGAGGAUCAAUGAAACCGACAUCAGUGACGAUGCUACUCCCGACUACGAUGAGACUGAGGAAGAGCAGCAGAAGCCAGUGGAUAAAGACAUUAUUAGUAGACGUAAAGAUCAGGUGUCUGACUCGGAUAGUAGUGAUUGUCCCAUGGAUUUCGGUGAUAAUCCCACUAACGAGGAUACAAGUCUUGAUACAACGCUAGUAUCAAUAGAAGCAGAAAGUUCGAAACAGAUAAAGUGGGAUGAUCUUAAAGGUGCAAGUAAAGAACCAAUCUUGGACGCAGCAAAUUUACCCGAACAACUAGAAGCUCUCAAUGAGCCAGAACAGUCGGAAACUGUGAUAAACGAAAUAGAUUUAACAGUUGAUUAUAGAAGAAGCAGCAGAAGCAGGAAGAGUUCAAGGAAACCAUCCCCCACAGCUAAAAAAAUUAAUUCAGAAGAGCCCUCUACAAGCAAAGGAGCUUUGAAAAUAAGUGAAGCUAAAGAGAAACUACUAACAAAACCUGGAUCUGUAGAAGGUUCGACUCCAAAGGCGGGCGUGCAAACCACAGUAGAAAAAGAGUACAACUUGGUAUCUAAUGAAAUACAGAAAGAGCUAAGAGAUGUGGAGGAGUCAGUAACAUCUACGAAAUCCGAAGGAAAGCGUAGAUCUCGCUCAAGUAAUGCCACUGACUCAAAUCAAGCUGAAGACUCUCAAAAAACUGAAAAUAACUCUGAACAAAAAGAAGACAAGUCUAAAAUUCCUGAAGCACAAAAAGAACCUGUAAAUACAAACGAAAAACGAAUAACUCGCACCGCCUUAGUUUCUAAAACUGUGAUAGAAAAAAAAGAAGAAAUUGUUUUAACAAAUUCUGAAAAUUCAAAUGAAAAGCGAGCCUCGAGACGCCAGACCAAAUCAAACUCCUCAACUUCUGAAAUUACUGAACUUGUUCCAAUUUCCAAACCAUCGGAACACAAUGAAGCCAUAAAAACCAGAGCAAGUCGUCAGUCUCGUAGUAGAACACCAGCUCAACCAAUUACCAAAUCAGACAAAACCGAUACAGACACAAAUACUCAAAGUGAACUGGAAGAACUUAAAGCUACCGAGGAACCUAGUUCCAGUAAAGAUGCAGGUAGUUUUAAGCGCCAGAUGCGGAAUAGAAAAUCAACUGUAGCUCUCGUGGCCAAAGAUGAGCUGAACUUGGAUAAAGAACUAAAAAAUACAGAUUCACAAAACCCACAGGAAGUUCAAGCUGCAGAGGAACCGGAACACAGCCUAAAUUCAAAGCGUAAGUCUCGCAGUAGAGUAACCAAAAUAACAGAUUCAGAUGUUGGUAAAAAGCAGAAAAACACAACAAGUCAAGUAGGAAGUCAGGAAGAAAAUAAAGCUGCAGAGAAACCGAAGACAGCUUUAACUUGCGAAGAAAAUAAAGUUUCAAACCCUAAAAAUGUUGAUGCCACAGAGGAUGAGGAAAAGCCUGGCAGUUCCAUAAAAUCCAAAAGGAAAAGGCAAUCCCGAAAUACACCAGUUUCCAGACUUGUUGCUGCCGAAGAGAUGGAGCCAACAGCAUCCUUAGCGGAUUCUCAACCCGCAGUGACCGCUGCUGAUGAUGUAGAGUCUCGCCUUAGUUCAGUUCCACAGGACAUAGAAGAUGAACCUGCUCCCUCAGCUCCAAAAAGGGGCAGGAAAAGCAGCCUAGCUAAACAGCCACAAAAUCCAAGCGAGACUUUGCUAACAGGAGAAGAAGAUGACACCGAAACUGCUGGUCCUUCAACAUCCAAUAGAAAAAGAAAGCGAGAUGCCGAUACAGAAUCAACUGAGGCCUCCAAAAAACCAAAGACUGAUCGUUUUGUUCCUCAGGGCUUUGAUAUACGCCUGCUCCUCAUCCGCCAACGGGAGCAGUUAGACAGUGACGAAGUCCUAACAGACGAGGGCAAGGGCCAAGGUCCGUUACAGUGCGGCUUGUGCCUGGCACGCUGCACCGCAAAGGAUUGGCAAACCCAUCUAGGAGAACAUUAUGGAGUGGGUUGGCGUGUCGGCGAGACACCAAACGUUACUCGCGCCUGGGUCUUAAAAACUAUGAAGCAGUAUAUUGAGAAAAGCGGCGAAAAGAUAACUUGCCGCCUCUGUCAACGACAAUUGGGUUCGCACACGGGUAUGGUUGUCCAUCUGGAGGGCUGUGGCAACAAGAAGCGCGUGGAGUGCGAUCUCUGCAAGAGAUCCUAUUCCAAGCUCUCCUUUCCCGUGCACAGGCAAUCCUGCUCGAGCCAGCAGAAGAGAAAAAUAGAAACUGGCAGCUCCUUCAAUCUCCGCCUGCUUCUCAUCCGGAAACGGGAGCAGCUGGACAGCGAAGAGGUUCUAACUGAGGAGGGCAAGGGCAACGGUCCGCUGCAAUGCGGCUUGUGCCUGGCACGCACCAACAAAGUAAAGUGGCAAAGCCAUUGUGAGGAACACUAUGGAAUCGGCUGGCUUGUCGGAGAAACACCAAAGAACGUCACACGCAGCGGAAUAAUGCUCAUGAUGAAAGCCUACCUGGAGGAAUCCAAAAAGAAGCUAGUAUGUCGGCUUUGUGACCAUCGACUGGGCUCUGCCUUGGGAAUGAUGCUGCAUGUGGAGAACUGCGGCAAUAAGCAGCGUGUCGAGUGCGAAAUCUGCCACCGAUCAUACACCGCACUCACGCUUCCAAGUCAUUUUCGGGUCUGCUCGAGGCGUCAGCAGUUAGCAGAGACAUCGAUGGUUAGGGCUGAGGAGCAGAAGAUAGAAGAUGCUGGCGAAAAGGUGUUUAGCAAUGCAGGACGCGCUAAAAGGAAGUCCACAAUCAAGGCUGAAACGAAGCUAAAAAAAAUAGGUGAACACACUUCCGGUAAAAACGAGUUCGAUGGCAGCGAUUCCUCCGAUUACGAUAUGGCAAAUGACAAGGAGUCAUCCGAGGAAUACGAUUCCGAGGGAGUUGAUUCCAAUGAAGACUCCAUUAGCGCCGAGCAGGAUGGCAGCGAUUGCGAGAAGUCUAAGCGCAGUAAAAAACGGACAUGUAAAAGACGCCAAGGGAAUCUCGGCGAACAAGCAGCAAAGCCUUUGUUCUUACGUGAAGAAACUGAAAAAUCUAGUUCAACCCAUAAAUGGAAAGAAUUCUUGCAAAUCAAUUAUUCAGAAAGUCCUUUGUAUUGCCACUUUAAGCCUGGCUACUCUACGCUGUCUCCGGAAGAUGCCCAUAGAUUGCUGCCCUCCAAAGAGUCAACAUCUGUACGCUAUGCUUAUGGCAAAGCAAGCCAGGACUCGGAUUGGCAACGUUUGGCACCUCUUGAAGGUUUCAACAAAGAAGGCGAAUAUGUGGGUUAUCUAGGUGGUCCGAUUAGACAGCUGGCCUGGGUGCCGUUGCCCUCAGAUACCACAGAUCAGUAUUUGCUAUGCUCCCUCCGAUCCAGAAUGAAAUCCUUUGCACGGCAUUCGAAACUAAAGCAAGAAGACGGCCUCUUGAUGUUGCUCAAAUGUACGGAGGGGUCCUCAAAUCAAAAAUCUUGGAACGUACGUCCCCAGCUUCAUUACGGAAUACGCGUGCCCAAUGGACCGGUUCAUAGCUUCGCCUUCUUGCCCAGCGGUGGCUACGACAAGGCCACAAAUCGUUUGGGCCUGUUGGCAGUGGCCCAUGCCACCAGUGAUGUCCACAUCUAUGCUUUGCCUCUGGAGCUCAAAGAUGAGGAGAAAAAUGACGAAAAUGUGGUUAUACAAUUGGAGAAUGUGAUUACUCUGAGUUUGGAUGUGGAUCAGCCGUCUGAUGAAGAUCAGUGCACAAAGAUCUGUUGGUCGGAGGCUUCCGGACACAAUUUCUUGGCCACCGGCUAUGCAAGUGGUCAUAUAGCCUUCUGGGACAUUGGCGAUAAGGAGAGCAUUAAUUGCUUCAGGCGGAAUAAAGAAGAAGUCUAUACUUUUGUGCCUUCAAAUACCCUAUAUUUGGGGGAGCGGAAUAUCCAAUUUAUGGAACUGCAUUACGAUUUGAACGGAACACGUUGGCUAGCGGUUGGCACUUUAGUGCGUAAAUUUCUGGUCUACGAUAUUUUGAACUUGUCGCAACCUACGACACUGAUGCAAAGCACCUGGAACAAUAUAUAUUUAGCCACAUUUACUUGGUCCCCUGUUAGCGAGGCGAUAGUCCUGAGCAGUACCCACUACAACUCGCGCGCUAUAUUGCUCAAUCCUGCGAGCAUUGAAUUCGAUUACCGAACCCUGGACAGCACCUUGACAGCGAGUCGUUCCAUGCACACGAAUUGCCAGCAGAAUUACAUGGUGUUGGUAACUGACAUUGGCGACUUGGCCUUCCUCGAUGCCAAGGCCAUUACGCGUGGGGUUCAUCUGUCCAAGACGAUGAUCAACUACCGGGCUGUAUCUACCACUAAAUUGCAACAUUUGGGCGAUGGGAAGCCGAAUCAAAAGGAUGUAAUCAGCGCAGAUGAAUUCCAUAGUGACUAUGGUGUGCAGAUUAAUCCUCUGGUCGAAGCGCAUCCGCAAUCUGCCCGAAACUGCCCAUACCUGGGGGAGAAGCGUCUCCCCAGCAAUCCUCACUCUCUGGCCCUAACCCGAAACAACUGCGUUCGCUGCAAUUGGAACUCCUCGGCAAACUCGUGGGUGGCCAUGGGCGCAGAACAUGGCCUGCUGCGCAUCCUCAACUUUGAGCGAAAUAAAUUCUUCUAAAGAAUUAAAUCUGGCAUCUGAACAAGCACCAUCUGAGAUUAUAAAAUAUUUUUUUACUUCCUAAUCCAUAGUAAUAGUAAUUAUAGAAAACGGACUGGCUGAGGGAGAGUUAAGCUAUGUAUUUCGUUACUUUUAAUUUAUUUUUUUAGCUGUUGGA
Drosophila kikkawai is the source of this 8663-nucleotide messenger RNA. Its product is annotated as microtubule-associated protein futsch. Gene Ontology annotation, cellular component: transcription factor TFIIIC complex. Gene Ontology annotation, molecular function: protein binding. The record is from RefSeq and is a predicted model, not a curated record. NCBI's taxonomy places the organism in Eukaryota, Metazoa, Arthropoda, Insecta, Diptera, Drosophilidae. Gene Ontology annotation, biological process: transcription by RNA polymerase III.